ACCCUAAACCCAAUUCCCUCCUGUUCUAUAUCUCUUUCUUCCAAUUCAACUUCUUAUAUUCCUCAAACUUCUGUUCAAGAUCUUCCUCGUGUGCCGAUUAGUGCCAUAAAUUUACAGUUUGUUGCUGUGUUGGGAUAUUUAGGUGAGCUUGGUCAAGCUUUCAUGUGAUGGAAGAUCUUAAAGGUAGCUCAAGCAGUGAUGAUGGGAAGACUAGUUGUCAUAGAGGGCACUGGAGACCAGCUGAAGAUGAGAAACUUCGGCAACUUGUCGAUCAAUAUGGUCCCCAGAAUUGGAAUUUCAUCGCGGAACAUCUUCAAGGAAGAUCAGGGAAAAGUUGUAGAUUGAGAUGGUACAACCAACUUGAUCCAAAUAUCAACAAAAGGCCUUUUACAGAAGAUGAGGAAGAAAGGCUCCUAAAAGCUCAUCAGAUUCAUGGAAACAGAUGGGCUUCGAUAUCUAGGCUCUUUCCUGGUAGAACUGACAACGCUGUCAAGAAUCAUUACCAUGUUGUUAUGGCAAGAAGGAAGCGGGAGCGCUGCUUGACUUUCCAUGGUAAGAGAAAUAAUUUCCAAGUCCAAUAUUCUACUGAUCAUCAUCUUCGGUCCGACAGAAAUAGCAGUACUCCUCCUGGUAGCAAUUUUGGGUUCUUUAGGCCUCAAGUGUCACUUGAUUAUGGUUCUAAAUUAGGGUUUCAGAAUAAUAUUAUUGAAAGAAAGGGUACUAACAUACCCAUGUCCUCUUCAAACUCAUCACCUUCUUGGACUAACGUUAGUGCUUCAACCAUCACAAAUGACUCAUUAAGUUUUGACGUCUUUGAUGCAAAAAGAAAGGAUUAUAUUCAAUACUCAAGUUCUAAUUCUUCAUUACAUCCUAAAGAGGGACCACUUGCUUUGAAUGAAUCUCUUCACUGUACUUACCAUCCUAGUUCUACCAUUUAUGGUGGUAACAACUACCAGAAUGUUGUUGGACAGCAGAUCCCUAAUGCUAAGAAAGUUAAUCCUAAUAAUCCUUUUGCAUUGACAAGUUAUGGUGAUGGUUAUGGAAGCAAUAAAGAGAAGAUUAUCGAAAGCCAGUUAGUGAGACUCAAUAGCAAUAAUCAUGAGCCAGCUGCAUUGUGGAAAUUGCCAAUGGCUUCUCAGCAAGAAGAAAAAGAUCAUGGAGGUCAAUUAAAGAACCAGGAUGUUGCCUUUAUAGACUUUCUCGGUGUGGGAAUCUCUUAAUUAUCGAAGAUAUAUAUUAUCCAAGCUUCAGUUUUAUCAUCAUGACGAGCAUAAUCUUGGGUUUGAUAAUCUUCCAAUUUUCCAAUUAUAACAAUAUUGGUCAGACGUCUGGUUCAUAUAUAUAUUAGGCAGUGCCUGAUGAGUUCAGAAUAAGCAAAAGGAGGAGGCAGCUACAUUUUGCUUUCAUCCCUCAUUUAGGACUUUCAAUGUUUCAGCUGUAAUUUUCAGUUAGGUACAAUCUGCAAAUGAUAUUUCUUAUGUAAGGGCUUUGUUUUCUUUCUGUCAUCCAUGGAUCGAUGAUGUAGUGGUGGUGGUAGCAGCAGAGCAAGUAAUUUAUGGAAACCUGAAUCUUGAUUGAUUUAUAGA
Populus nigra (black poplar) is the source of this 1586-nucleotide messenger RNA. RefSeq names its product transcription factor MYB64-like. Gene Ontology annotation, cellular component: nucleus. The coding region runs from base 168 to 1220 and encodes 350 amino acids. The transcript is spliced from 2 exons. Gene Ontology annotation, molecular function: RNA polymerase II cis-regulatory region sequence-specific DNA binding; DNA-binding transcription factor activity, RNA polymerase II-specific. Gene Ontology annotation, biological process: regulation of DNA-templated transcription. The record is from RefSeq and is a predicted model, not a curated record. NCBI's taxonomy places the organism in Eukaryota, Viridiplantae, Streptophyta, Magnoliopsida, Malpighiales, Salicaceae.